CUGGUACACGUGUAACAGCUGAUCCGGAUUUAAGGAUGUAUAUGAAGUGUUUGUGCCUGAUUUUGAGCGUCUUUGUUGGACAUGUGGCCUUACAUGAAAACCGCCCACCAGGGAUUCCUCCGCUCAACACCCAACAGCAAGGACAUCAACAUGGGGCACAACAAGGUCAACAGCAAGCAUUUGCCAACCAAGGUCAGCAGGCGCAACUGAACCAGGGUCAACAAGCUCAGUUCCAGGCUGGUCAACAGCAGAAUCUUCAGGCCACUGGUCACUACCAGGAUGUUAAUGUCCAAGAAAUGCAACAGGGUGUUCCAUCGGGCAGUGGUAUGGGACGCCAUGCAGGAGGAUUUAGGCAGAAAGAGCAGGUCCACAAUGCAGAGCACAUAAGGGAGCAUUUGAAGGAAGUGAUUGACAAACCAAAAGACGAAAUGACAGAAGAAGAGUUAGAAUUUCAUUACUUUAAACUACAUGAUUAUGAUAGCAACAACAAAUUAGAUGGAACUGAGAUCACCAAGGCCAUUACUCAUUUUCAUGACGAAAAUGAACAAGGGACCCCGGAAGAGCAAGCAGCAAAUAAAAAAGUGUUUAGUGACGAAGAACUGAGCAACAUUGUAGAAAUGGUUCUCAAAGAGGAUGAUUUAGAUAAGGACGGUUAUAUUACCUACACCGAGUUCGUUAAGGCUCAACGAAAAGCACAAGGGACCGAUAAGUUAUAGAGAGUGUUUUCAUAGGCCUAAAAUGAUCUGUUGGAAAUGUUGACAUGGUGUAUCGUAUGAGUAUUUAGUUUAUUCCAUCAAUUCAUGGAAUCAUUUCAAAAGCCUUAUAUUGUCGAUUUUGUUAAUCUUUAAUUUUCUUUUUGUUUUCCCCUUUAAUUUUGUAAAUUUCUUCAAUAUUUAUAUCCACAGACAAUGUCAGUAUUUGACUUUUCAUAUAAAAUAUUACAUGGAUCUUUUCCCUUCUUCUGGUAUUUUAAUGAACAACAGGUAUGCUGGUUCAGCUUAAGGGAAAUUGCGCUUGUUUCGAAUCUAAAAGGAAAGUUAAUUGUAUGGUUUAUUACUGAAUAGGAAAGUAUAACACUCAAAGCACCAGAAUUCUCCUGGCAGCACUACAAGAUAUAGCCAAUCCCAUAGAAUGGUUACAAUAUUCUUCAAUGAUCAACUAAAAUCUGUAUUUUCUAACAAUCAGUAAAGGUUUUAUUUCGUCACAAAAUGAAGUUGUUGAUCACUGCCGAAUACCAAAAUGCGCACCGGGAUUGAAAAUGGACAUAUAUUGCAUUUAAGUAUUUUUUAACAAUGUCUCAUUUCAAAUAUACAACUUUUCUUUGGCAUAUAUUGAAAACAUAGUGUUAGUUUAGAGAUUGGACAUUUUAAUAGAUGUAGUAAAUUUGGAUACAAAUUGUUGUUAAUGUUUUAUAGAAAUUUGUACAUUUUUUUAAUGUUUAUUUUUUCUGCCGAAUUGUUUGAAACCAAAUAAAUAAUUUACCUGGAACUCAUUUUCACAACACAGGGCAGGGUGAUAGAAAUCCAUUCCUUUCACUAGUGAUGUACAGAGUGUGCCGGUGUAACUGCGUGUGUAUUUAUACUCAUCUAGUGCUUUAUAUUACCUACUCUGCUAUCAUCUUAUAUUUAGCUUUAAACAACCUCAGAUUUGAGUUUUUGAGGUGAAUUAAAAUAAUGUACUUAGAUAUAGUUGUUUCAGUUCGGGAUUUACUCUCGUAACAAAUAUAUGAGAAAAAUACACGAACCCCAAACAGGUGAUUGAAGAACGAUUGAUAAUUUUAUAGGAUGAACUAGUCAAAUUUGUUGAUACAAAUUAAGCUUAUUUACUUGUUGACAAUUUUAUUUUCGGUCACACAAAGUGUUUACAUAUUAUUUAUAUAUGGUAAAUGUCCUGCGAUACAUUUUGCAGCGUCUACUAGAUUGACGAAAAUGGAGAACAGUUGUUGAAAGGCCAGGACAAAAUUGUGUUCAAAUUUAUAUUCAACAUUUCUGUUGUGAUUUUCAUCGUUUCCCUGGAGUUGAAAUGGACAUGAUAUCUUCUUUAUGAAUGUGGUCACAUAUUUUGUGUGUAUAAGUGUAAACUGUAAAACGUGUCAUUAUUGAUGUCAUAGUUUAUAUGUAGAAAAAAAACUACAUGAAUAUAUUGAUUUAAGAAUGAGUGAACGUUAAUGAUAUAUUUGAUAAAAAGGCCUUGAUAAAUAGCCGUUUACUUAUUUAAAUCUUUGUCCUUGUUUCCAAUAUAUAAUUAUGGUUUCUGUCGAAUGAAUAUUUGUCUGUAAUCAAUGUAGUUUUUUUAUUAUGACAAUAAUUCAAACAGAGACUGUGUUAUUUUAGUUAAACCUAUCUUGCUUCUUUCAAACUUACAUGACUGUAUAGUUUAUGUACACUAUUGAACGUACGAAUCACGGUUGAUUUGAUUAAAAGGAUCUCGAUGAAGCGGAAUCUCGCUAGCCUUUUCCACCUCUUUCGUAUGAUAUGUAAUUAGGCAAAUCUGUAUUACCGGUCGGGACUAAAUUUCAGGAUGUGAUUGUUUUGGUACCUUGCCAUGAAAUCACAAUAUUUCUACCAUAACUUCAAUGAUGUUUUUGGACAAACAAGUUACAUUGAAUAUAUCCCCCGCCUCUCACAUUCCAUAUUUGGAUGUAUGUGCGUGUACGUAUGUUUGUGAUGGUGGUAGCUCAGUCUGGUUGUAUACAAGUUUGUGAAUUCAGUAAAUAAAUCGGAAAGUAUUUUAUUACUCAGAAAA
Molecule: messenger RNA, 2745 nt
Organism: Ylistrum balloti
Lineage: Eukaryota; Metazoa; Mollusca; Bivalvia; Pectinida; Pectinidae
Exons: 4
Coding region: 36-716 (226 amino acids)
Molecular function (GO): calcium ion binding
Source: RefSeq, a predicted model, not a curated record